Silurus meridionalis is the source of this 5543-nucleotide messenger RNA. It is a transcript of the gene vcpip1, whose product is annotated as valosin containing protein (p97)/p47 complex interacting protein 1. The coding region runs from base 142 to 3486 and encodes 1114 amino acids. Gene Ontology annotation, molecular function: cysteine-type deubiquitinase activity. The transcript is spliced from 3 exons. The record is from RefSeq and is a predicted model, not a curated record. NCBI's taxonomy places the organism in Eukaryota, Metazoa, Chordata, Actinopteri, Siluriformes, Siluridae. Gene Ontology annotation, biological process: protein ubiquitination; Golgi reassembly; endoplasmic reticulum membrane fusion.
CGUCGUUGAACAGACAGUGGGUGGAGAAAAACAACCGCUUCCGUGUUGAUCUCAGCGGAUAAAUAACAACUAAAUGAUUAAACAAACGGGGCAGAAUGCUAUAAUGGUUUUAUAAAUCAUUUCGUCAGAAAGGAAUCGCUCAUGAAAAUGUCGUCGCCACAAGGCUCAAAGAAAAGGGACAAGCGAAUUUUAUCAGGAAUCUGUCCAGAUUCCAAAUGUCAUGCAAGAUUGUUCUUCCCUGCUUAUAGCUCAGUUAGCAUUGAAUGCACGGAAUGUGGCCAGCGUCAUGAACAGAAGAAUCUUUUAAAUGUGGAAGAAGUAACCGACCCUGAUGUUGUGCUUCAUAAUUUACUGAGAAACGCUUUGCUCGAUGUUACUGGAGCUCCCAAAAAAAGCACAGAACUGGUCAAAGUGAUGGGUCUGUCCAACUACCACUGCAAGCUGCUGUCACCGAUUCUUACCCGUUACGGAAUGGACAAACAGACUGGAAAAGCGAAACUACUACGGGAGAUAAAUCAAGGUGAGCUCUUUGACUGUUCGCUGUUAGGUGGCCGAGCUUUUCUUAUAGAGCAGGAGCACGUAUCUACAGUUGGCUAUGGUAAGGACAGAUCUGGCAGCCUCAUAUACCUCCACGACACAUUGGAGGAGAUAAAGAAAGCCAACAACAACAAAGAAUGUCUCAUUCCUGUGCAUGUGGAUGGAGAUGGCCAUUGCCUAGUUCAUGCUGUGUCCAGGGCUUUAGUGGGUCGUGAGCUGUUUUGGCACGCGCUGAGAGAAAACCUUAAGCUCAGUUUUAAACAAAACCUGGAUCGCUAUAAGGCUCUCUUUCAAGACUUUAUUGACACUGUAGAAUGGGAGGACAUCAUCAACGAGUGUGACCCUUUGUUCGUGCCUCCGGAGGGUGUCCCUCUUGGAUUGAGGAACAUCCAUAUUUUUGGCUUAGCCAAUGUCCUUCACCGUCCCAUAAUUCUGCUGGACUCUCUGAGUGGCAUGAGGAGCUCAGGUGACUACUCGGCCACGUUUCUGCCAGGCUUGGUGCCCGAGGAGCAAUGCAGGGGAAAGGAUGGUACCCUCAACAAGCCCAUCUGCAUUGCAUGGAGCAGCUCAGGCAGGAAUCAUUAUCUCCCUCUAGUGGGUAUUAAGGGGAUGCUUCUCCCAAAACUGCCUGCAGCACUGAUCCCCAAAGCUUGGGGAGUUCCACAAGAACUUAUCAGUAGGUAUAUCAGUUUUGAAGCCUGUGGAGGCUGCAUUAUUGGGGGAGAUCGAAGCUUGCAAGAGAAAUACCUGCUCCGUUUAGUCAGUGCAAUGGAAGAGGUUUUUAUAGAGAAACAUGGCAUCCAUCCUGCACUGGUGGCUGAUGUUCAUCAGUAUUUUUACCGCAGAACAGGGGUGAUUGGCAUUCAACCAGAAGACGUGACAGAGGCAGCAAAAAAAAUGGUGAAGGAGAAUCGUCUGUACUGCUGUCUGAUUUGCAAUGCACUGUCUGAACUCCAUGUUCCCUCUGAGUGGUUGGUGCCUGGUGGAAAACUAUACAACCUUGCUAAGUCUACUCAUGGCACUCUCCGUGGAGACAAGAACUACACUUUUCCAUUGAAUAACUUAGUAUGCUCCUACUGCCCUGAGAGGGAUGCACUGGUUCCUGACUACAAACUCAGUUCACUGACCACCUGCACCUGGUGCCACAGAAACUCUGCACGGCAUGUCCGUGGUGAUGGAUCUAUAGUGUACAUUGAUGGGGACCGUACAAACACACGCUCACAGGGUGGUAAGUGUGGUUGUGGCUUUAAACAUUUCUGGGAAGGAAAGGAGUAUGAUAACUUGCCAGAGGCAUUUCCAAUUACCCUUGAAUGGGGUGGCCGUGUAGUUCGAGAGACUGUCUAUUGGUUCCAGUAUGAAUUAGAUGUGGCACUGAACAGCAAUGUCUACAAUGUGGCAAUGUGCCUCGUCACAAAGCACUUCCCAGGAGAGUUUGGCAGUGAGAUUCUUGUGCAGAAGGUAGUGAACACUGUUCUGCACCAUACAGCAAAGAAGAACCCAGAGGAGUACCACCCCGUGGCUAUAGAGGGUGCUCACAUGCAGGGUCAAGGUCAAGGGGGUGGGAAAGUGGUAGAGUGGGAUGCAAACCCUCCCCAAAAGAUUAUAUUGACAGGACAAAAGGGCCGCACAUUACAUAAAGAGGAACUGGUGAUGAGCCAAGCAGAGAGAAGUCUGCAACAUAAGAUUAGUGAGCAGGCAGCUCUGUCUCAACGCAGACGCACACAACAUCAGAGGAUGCAAGACCAGAUUGCAGAGCCUCGCCCUGCCUCCCCUGCCCCCUUCUCCUCAGCCCCACCCACACCCACUAAAGGCUUGACCCCUAGUGGGCAAAAGAAGAUCCGGGUGACAACCAGUGAUGGGAGACAGGCGACACUACAGCUGCAAGCCCAUAAUACCUAUGCAGAGCUGCAGGAAGCCAUCACAGAGGCCUUCAACUUACAGCCCCACCAACAGUGCAUUCGACAUGGCUUUCCUCCUCGGGAACUGCCCCCACCACCCCCAGAACAACAGGACCAACCUGUGGCCCUGCAACAUGGAGACCGCAUUACUGUGGAAGUGCUCAAGGAGAGUGUACCAGAUUCUCAAACAGAUACUCAUACCCCAAUGGAACCUUGGCUCAGCAGAACCAGCAGCCGAGAGUUAGAGGAUGGUGUUGACCUGGAGAUGUCUUCACUCUGUCUCCUUGCAACACUUAUGGGUGAGGAUGUGUGGUCAUAUGCAAAGAAGUUACCUCAUCUGUUUCAGCAGGGAGGAGUCUUCUAUAACAUUGUAAAGAAAGAUAUGGGUCUAUUGGAUGGGAAGCACUGCACUCUGCCACACCUGACUGGUAAGACAUUUGUGUUUAAUGCAGCAGAGCAGCGUUUGGAGCUGUGUGUGGAUGCUGCUGGCCACUUCCCAGUGGGCCCUAAUGUGGAGGAAAUUAUACAAGAGACAUUGUCCCAACUUUGUUCUGAGGCUUCCCUUCACAACCGUGACGGAAGCCCUGCUCAUGGCCUAAAACUGGGCAGUGGAGGGGUGGUGCGCAAGAAGGAGCAGGCAGUUACUGCUUUCCAGGGAAAAGGCCACUCACUGGGAUCCACCUCACAUGAGCACCCACCAAUCAGGCGUGAACACAGCAACGGAGUGGACCUAAGUGGCAGUGUACAGGGGGAAGGGCUAGCACGGGCAAGGGAAGAGCUGGUGCGUGUGGCCCCAGGCAUGCUCACCCUGCGGGAAGGGUGUCGGGAAUUAGAAUUAGAGCCCACAGCGAUUGAGGCUCAACGGCAUCGUCUACAGGAGAUGGUGUCAAAUAUACAGGCUUCUAUGGACAAACACUUACGGCAGCAGACAACACCUAGCACUGCUGCUAAGCAAGAUGACAAGGAGGAAGAGCUAGAUGAGCAAAAAGAUAUAAAGAGUCAAGGGGCAGAUUCUCCAAGCAUCUCUGAGCCCAUGGACCAGUCCUUAUGAUGUGCUCUUGUGCAAAUGUACUUAAAAAACUUAAUCAUAUUUACCAAUAACUAUAUGUGAGGUUCUCAGCUUAAUUCCUGAGUAAUUGUUAUAAAGAGGUUGAAGUUGAGCAAAGGUGCUGGUAAAAAUUAGCUUUUUCCAUAUAUUGCAGCACACACAUUCAUGCUUUACAUAGACAUUUAAGUCAGGAGCACACAGUGACUGUGUGUAAAACCAAGUGCAUCUGGUUUUCAAUACACAAAUCCUUCUGUAGCGGUUUAUACUCCAAAAUCAGCUACAAAAUGCAUUUACCCAGCAUCCCUUAUAGAUAGUGGGUUGUUGUUAGUCUGUUGUGAAAGUAAAGGGACUCCUAAUUGUUGUAAUGUAGUUCAAAUGCAACAUUCAAAGAUAAUGCAGUGCUGAUCCGAUUUUUUUUCUUCAACUGGCUAGUGUGUGUUUUGCACGGUGAUACUAUUGGUAGAAUAUGAUCUAUACCUCUAUGGGACUGUAUAUUUGUCUUCUGAUUAAGCCAAGUGUGGAUCAAAUGAAAGGUGUCAUUAGGAACUCUCCACUGGAACUCACCACUUGUUUUUGUGACCAGAUUAAAACUGCCAGCUCUUGGUAUUUGAAAGUCACAAUGAUGGAAGAAUGUUGACAAAUAUAAACUGAAGGAAUUUUGUUUAUUUUUGGCACACAGUGCUAUGCUUAACAUGCUGCUGUGAUAUUAAAUUCAACACAAUAUUGUUGUAUCACAGAUGAUAUAAUCCUCUGAAUUAGUAACACUAAAGAUUAAAGGAGUGCUUUAGGUUUAACUUGAGUGUGGUAAAGUUUGUAUAAUAUAAUACAUCUUUACUAAAGCAAGGAACACUUAGGAGUACUGGUUGACUGAUUCUUUGAUUCUUUCGUUGGCUGAGUGUAAAUAUUUACUGAAUGGACUGUUUCUGGUGUGACUACUGUCCUCCACAGGGGUGCUGCUGCAUUCUUGUCUGAUUAGUUAAACCUUUAAAAAAAAAAAAAAAGGAGUUGUAUUUCAUUACUCAAUUCUGAGUAAAAAUGUGCACUGUAUGUAUCUACUGGAUCUUGCAGGGGGAUUUUUGUUAGCAAGCAGGCUGGGAUGACCUGACCAAAGCUUUCCUCCUAUACGUUUCAGACAGGUCUAGUGGAGAGUAAUGUUAUAUUUACAUUUGCUAGUGAUGGCCUUGUACAUGUUCUACCAUUGUACAUGCACUUCCACACAGCCUUAAUGGUCACUAAGGUUUACUUACAUCCCACUAUAUACAGUCUUUACAAUUUUCUUCCUUCACCACAAUUUUUUUUUAUAAUGAUCUUGUAUAAUUUUAUUAUAAAAUACUUUGAUUAUAACUGAUUAUAAGGUUGCUCAGGCUAUUGUCUCAUUCAUUUAUCUGUAAAUUGAUCUCCCAGUUCCUUUUUUGUUAUUGCACAGCUUUUUAAGAUGCAAGACUGUUUCAAGCGAAAGAAAUGUCAUGUGAGCAUGCCUCUCUGAAUGAAAGUAAGAAGUGGGUUUACUGUAGAAUGGAGUGGAACCUUUACUGUGGACUUAAGUUUAGGCAUUUUUCUUUUGAUUUGCAAGUUACACGAAUUAAAACAUGAAGAAAUAGUAGAAGGAAUUGCUUGAGCUAACUAGCUCCUUUUAUUUUAUUGCUUGAAUUAUUUCAACUUUCGAGAUUUUUCAUGAUACAAAGAAAUGAUUCAUUAUAUUUCUCUGUUGGCUCAUAUAUUUGAGAGAGAGAGAGAGAGAGAGAGAGAGAGAGAGAGAGAUUUAUAUAAGCACUAUUCUUUAACAUUGGUAGUAAUAUGGGCAAAAUGGAAAACGUAUAGAUCAGUUAUUUACAGUUUUUAUUUUCAACUGAUCUUCCUGAUGAUGACCUGUAAUAUAUAGUAUAUAUUGUACUUUAUCCUGUACAUAUGGUCAUUUAUUUUCCCAUUGUUUUGAUUUGUUGUUACUUUUGUUUGCCAACAAAGUGGUCUGAGGAUCCUACACAGCUAAAGCAUUCACAGUUUGCAUGUGCAGUAAAUUUUUGGCCUAAAACCUGAAUAAAGUUCCUCCCUCACUGUAA